Molecule: messenger RNA, 2008 nt
Organism: Trifolium pratense (red clover)
Lineage: Eukaryota; Viridiplantae; Streptophyta; Magnoliopsida; Fabales; Fabaceae
Exons: 3
Coding region: 1-1584 (527 amino acids)
Biological process (GO): proteolysis
Molecular function (GO): cysteine-type endopeptidase activity
Source: RefSeq, a predicted model, not a curated record
AUGCUUUUACUUUCAAGUUUCAAUCAUUCUUCUGGAAUUUGGACAAAAUUGCAAAAGCCUCGUCCGAGGAGGCAUGGGGUUCCUAUAAAUGCAGUUAUUGUUGGACUCAACUACUAUAGUAACGACGGUGUUAGAUCUCUUCAGGGCGCUGUUAAUGAUGCUUAUAAGUUCAGAAAAGGACUGCUGAGAUAUUAUCAAGCUAAGAAAAGAAAUAUAAAACUUUUUGUGGAUGCGAAAUUGAAAAACAGAAAGUAUAGAUGUGUCACUUGUUCAGAUGUAGUAACAGCAAUCAUGGAUAUGUUUAGGAAAGCACGAAGAGGAGACAUUCUUGUAUAUUACUUUGCGGGACACGGUGGCUCGACUUCAACAAAACAGUAUAACAAUAAUUCGGGAAAUAUUGAGUUCUUACGUACUAACAAGGGUGACAUAAGAGAUGGAGUAAUGAGACAAUUAUCGGAGAGUGUACCCGAGGGCUGUUUGUUUUAUAUUGUAACUGAUUGUUGCAAAUGUGGCGGGUUGGUUGAAGGAGUACAUGAGCAGAUCGGGACUAGUACAAAACAUUCAGUGAUAAGGGUCCGAGGUGAAGAACCAAGGAUGAGAUAUCUAAGUUCGUUAAGGAAAACUUCUGAUAUCCCAAAUGCCAUUCAUCUUUCGGCAUGCCAGAAUUUCCAACUAUCCGCGGAAACCUUUUUUGAAGACCAAAACCAAUCUGGAGGAUUAUUCACCGAUAGCUUACUGAAGGUUCUAAAGAAGAAUUAUUUUCGAGUGUCUAACAUUGAUCUCACCAGAAAGAUAAGAAAACGGAUGAGGAACAUGAAGUUGAAAGAGAAACAACACGCUGGUUUAUACUGCUCGGAUGUCCAAGGAGAAUUCAACUUUUUAAGUUUUGAGUGGAUGGGUCUUUCAAAAAGAAGAAAAAGAAAAUUAGAGAAGAUGGGGCAGACUGCUAUAGGGUCUUUGAAAGGUAUGCUUCCCCAUAAGGUUAUACAGUCUUUGGAAAGGGAAGAUGGUACGUGGCAGUGGGAUAGAAUAGUUGAUGAUUUUGUUGUGAAAGGAAAAAUGAAGAACUGUCUUGCUGUGUGUGGUGGGACCAAUGAUGUGUCUGUGGCAUUUGGAUUGUUGGUGUCUGAAUUGAGUGACAAACCUUGGAAAGGGAAGGUUAUUAAUUUCAGUGCCGAGCCUGACCUUCAUGUAAUUGAGGGGGAUGAUCUGAGGUCCAAGACAAAUUUUGUGAAGGAUAUGGAACGGGGGGUUAACAUUGAUUUCCAGAGGGUGUUUGAUUGCAUAUUGGAUGUGGCUAUCGAAGAGAAUCUUAAGGAGGAUCGGAUGAUUAAAAGGAUCUUUGUAUUGAGUGACAUGGAGUUUGAUGAAGCGUCUGCAAACUCUUGGGAGACUGAUUACCAAGAAAUCACUAGGAAGUAUGGAGAGGCAGGGUACGCUGUGCCUCAGCUAGUUUUUUGGAAUCUGGAAGACUCGAGGAUCGGCCCGAUACCAGCCACUCAGAAUGGAGUGGUGCGUGUAGGUGGAUUUUCUGAGAAUUUGCUGGCAUUAUUCUUGGUUAAUGAAGGAGAUAUAACCCUGUAGAAGCCAUGGGUGCUGCAUUGCUGGCCCCUAGUAUCAGAAACUAGUUGUGCCGUAUUAAUUUCCUUAACUGGUAGAGUUUUAUUCAGUGAAACAAUAGAAUAGUCAUAUGUUACCUUUGACAUUUAUAUUGGUACUAUAUUGUUCCAGUUCAAUAUAGUGCUUCAUAUGUUUUGUCUUACGGGUCCCAAUACUGUGAUUGAUUGAUUAAUCGCCACCAAAAAGAUCCCAAGGAAAAAGUUUUUUAAGGGAGUGGAAUUGAUCUUUGAAUGGUUUUUUUUUGUUGCUGCAAAGUUGAAUAUAGAAACAGUUUUUUUAUGAAGAAUAUAGAAACAGUUGCAGGAUCUUUGAAUGGGUUUGAAAUACCCAUUUUCAUAGCUAUUAUUGUUGUAAACGGUUUUGUGACUCCCUCAUUUAUUUCCUAAAG